AUGGCUGGAUUGGGGCGGAGCGGGCGGGACUCCCACCCUCGCGGCAUCUACUUCGUGAACUGCAAGUACGGCCUGCGCGGCCCGAUCGAGGUCUUCUCCCGGCGGGCCGUGCGGCAGCUGGGCGUGGACUGGCAGGCCUGCCGGGACCAGCUCCGGGCGCUGUGCCAGGGGCCCUGCCCCUGGGGCGAGGCGCCCUCAGCCGAGGCCUGCGCCGCCUGGGUCCAGCCUGCUCCGCCGUGCGCGGAGCCGAUCGUGGAGCUGCGGCCGCCCUCCAUCGAGGAGUGCAUCGCCUUGCUCCAGGAGUGCUCGGCGGGGGCCGGGCAGGAGCCUGGGCAGCAGCUUGCAGUGUCGCUCGCGGGCCCGCUGCUCGUGGAGUAUGCGGUCGACCCUCCGUUGCUGCAUGGCCGCACUGUGGUGGGUGUUUCUCAGCUUCAGCCCCUCCACGCAGUGGUGGUCACUCCCGACAACGAUCUGUACGUGGAGGAGCUGGAGCCCGCCAACACGGACAUCCGCGCCUGGUAUCGCAGGGUUCCUGGCGGGGGGCCCCCGCCGGCCGCGGCUGCAGGCAUCCCCGUGUACGACUUCGCGCAGCCCCUCACGCUCGCCGACUACCACGCGCUGCGCCCUGCAGCCCUCAGGCUCGUCGCCGAGCACGACGCCGCCUUGGCCGCCGCAGGGGGCGCCGAUGCCGUCGUGCCUGCCGGGCUGGGCCACGCCGCGGCCGCUGCAGCAGCGGCGCCCAUCGCACCUGCCGCUGCAGCCGGGCCUGCCGGCCUCGCCGGUGCUCUGGGCGCGGCCCCGGACGUCGGCGCUGGCGCGGGCACCGAGUCCGACUCGGCGCUCCAGGACGAGCAGCUUGGCUUCACCGCUGGACUGCUGCAGGCGCACGCGGACGCGUGCUCGUUCGACCCCGUCGACGCCGACUUCAUGCAUCCCAGCCGGAUGCGCGUGACGUCAGACUCGACCCUGAAACGGUACGCCAAGCAGACAAGGGUGGUCUCGGAGCUGAGCAAGGCACCGCCGCUGGUAGUGACCUUCGGCAACCACGUCUCGUCCCUGCUCGCCGCCGUGUUCGCCGGCUUGGCCUCGGUGCCGAGCCCGCCCGUGCUGCCAGGCAACCAGGGUGCUCUGAGGGCAGACUGA
Molecule: messenger RNA, 1143 nt
Organism: Prorocentrum cordatum
Lineage: Eukaryota; Dinophyceae; Prorocentrales; Prorocentraceae
Source: the annotation of a GenBank genome assembly